AUGGCUCCUGUUACUCUUACCGAGCGUGAAAAGGAGCUCCUUACUUGCGUCUUCCAGUGCCUCAAGAACCCUCCUGAGGUCGACCUUGACAAGCUUGCUGCCAUCAGCGGCUACAAGACUCGUGCUUCUGCCAACACCGCCUACCACAAGCUGAAGGCCAAGAUUGGCAAGGCUGAGAGUGAAGAAGAUGACGCAGAUGCUGCUGAUGAUGAUGCCGAAGCCGACGCUGAGGACACUCCUGUUGCUUCCACAGCCACCAAGAAGGCUCGCGGCAAGAAGGCUGCCGCUGUCAAGGCCGAAGAACCCGAGACUGACGAGGACGAUGAGUCUGAGACCGUCGCCGUCAAGGCUAAGCCUAAGUCAACCAGAGCCGCCCCCUCCAGAAAGGCUGCCAAGCCCGUCGCCUCGCGCCGCAGCACCCGCAACUCUCUGAAGGCCAGUAAGCCUGUCAUCAAGGAUAUGUCUUCUGGUGAUUCUGAAGAUGAGGUCCCCGCUAAGCGUCCCAUCACCUUGAAGAGAGGCAUGAUCGUCUACCCCACUGAGGAGGAGAUUUACAACUUCUCCCGCGACCUCGUCUCUGCUGACGCUCCUCUUCCUAUCCCUGAGAACACUGCCGCCAACACCCUGAAGCGCGCUGCCACCGAGCCCGGCAGUGACUUUGACGAGCUGGCCUCCGAUCCCAAGCGUCCCAAGGUCGACACUGAGAUCACCCCUGCCGUCGAGCACGUCGAGCACGUCGUUCCUGCCGUCGACAACAUCGUCCCUACCAUCGUUUCCACUGACCCCGUCGUUGAGACCUACGUUGUCAACGACCCCGAUACCGUCGACGUUUCCACCGAAAUCCGCAUGGCUGUCGACGAAGGUUCUGACGCUGCUGCCUCUGACGUUGCCUCUAACGUCGCUUCUGCUGCCACCAGCGGUGACCACGAUGACAACUAA
Aureobasidium musti is the source of this 939-nucleotide messenger RNA. NCBI's taxonomy places the organism in Eukaryota, Fungi, Ascomycota, Dothideomycetes, Dothideales, Saccotheciaceae. The record is from the annotation of a GenBank genome assembly.